AUGAAUCAACUCGAAGCCAAAACAGCGGAUAUGAAAUUGGACGAAUCCAAUCCGGAGACAAGCCCACAAACAGGCGUUUCAGGAGUUCUCAUCGACCCUGAAGUGGAGAGACCUGUCAAAAGGAAGAUUGAUGCAAUAGUCUUGCCGUUGGAGAACGAGGUGCUGAUAGCGAGAGGCAUGAAGAUGUGUCUGGUAUUCUUUUCUCAAUACCUUGACAAGCAGAGUCUAAGUUACGCCGGUGUGUUUGGAAUGAUAGAUGAGCUACAGCUUCACGGCACCCAAUUCGCCUGGUUAGGGUCCAUAUUUUACGUUGGCCAGCUGGUGGCGCAGUUCCCGGCCAUGUAUUUGAUGAGCCGACUGCCUCUUGCAAGAUUUAUAUCCUAUCUCAUCAUAUUUUGGGGUGGGAUUUGCAUGUGUCUUGCAGCAGCAACAACGUUCUCAUCUUUCAUGGGCGUCCGAUUCACUCUUGGAUUGGCUGAAGGUGCGGUCUCGCCUGCCUUUGUGACGCUCACCAGUAUCUGGUAUAAAAAAAGCGAGCAUCCACUACGCAUCGGUCUAUGGAUCAGCUGCAAUGGACUGGCUCAGGUUCUCGGUGCUUUGAUGAUGUAUGGCAUCGGUCACGAUCAAAUGGCCAUUGCUCAAUGGAAGGCAAUGUUUAUCAUCUGUGGGGCUCUCACGGCAUUCUUCGGAGUUUUAUUCUUUUUUAUGAUGCCCGCUGGUCCUGAAUCAGCGUGGUUCCUCAAUCCUCAAGAGCGACUAAUAGCAACGCAACGAUUGAAAGCGGAAACAGAAGGAGGAGACCAAACAAAUUUCUCUAUCUCACAGCUGAAAGAAACGGUGAUGGAUAUCAGAGCAUAUUUGAGUUUUCUAUUUGGUGUCCUCAUAACACUACCUUCACCAGUUAUUGCGUUUGCUUCACUUAUCAUAUACUCUUUAGGCUACUCAGAUUUUGAAACCAUGCUGUACACUUCACCGGCAGGUGCAGUUCAGAUUAUCUUCAUUUGGGUCGGGAUAUUUCUCUGCUACCUAUGGCCGAAUCGUCGGUGUGCUAUCAUCAUUGGUCUUACAAUCAUUCCGCUCACUGGAAUUAUUCUACUCUUUACGCUUCCAUUGUCCGCAGGGUGGGGUAUGAUUGCUGCAUCAUGGCUGGCCUCUGUCAUCUCAAACAUCUUCUCGAUUCUACUCAGCUUGUACGCGUCCAACACUCGUGGAAAUACCAAAAAGGCCAUUGUCAACGCUUUGUUCUUUGUUGGCUACGCUGUUGGUGCUAUAUGUGGGCCAUUACUCUGGAACACUGAAAAUGCACCCAGGUAUCGUAGCGGUCUCAUAUUGGCUCUGAUUAGCUGGAUUGCAUUCAUUCCGACCGUGGCGAUAUAUUGGUUCUCAUGUGCUCAUGAAAAUGAACGCCGGUCUACAGUGGAGGUGGAUAUUUGCCAAUACGUUGCGGAGGUCACUGGAGAAGAUUUGACGGACAAAGAAGACAAGCAUUUCCGAUACAUUCUUUGA
Messenger RNA from Penicillium longicatenatum, 1506 nucleotides. RefSeq lists its product as uncharacterized. NCBI's taxonomy places the organism in Eukaryota, Fungi, Ascomycota, Eurotiomycetes, Eurotiales, Aspergillaceae. Gene Ontology annotation, biological process: dipeptide transport; tripeptide transport; transmembrane transport. Bases 1 to 1506 code for a protein of 501 amino acids. Gene Ontology annotation, molecular function: allantoate transmembrane transporter activity; dipeptide transmembrane transporter activity. The transcript is spliced from 8 exons. Gene Ontology annotation, cellular component: plasma membrane. The record is from RefSeq and is a predicted model, not a curated record.